Molecule: messenger RNA, 3479 nt
Organism: Cryptotermes secundus
Lineage: Eukaryota; Metazoa; Arthropoda; Insecta; Blattodea; Kalotermitidae
Gene: Arf51F
Product: ADP-ribosylation factor 6
Exons: 6
Coding region: 225-752 (175 amino acids)
Biological process (GO): vesicle-mediated transport; intracellular protein transport
Cellular component (GO): cytoplasm
Molecular function (GO): GTP binding; GTPase activity
Source: RefSeq, a predicted model, not a curated record
GGGGCAGGCGUGUGUUGAGCAGCAAUGGCAGGAGUGGAGUGUUGUAGUAUGAGGGUGUUCAGGAUGUAAUUUUCUUGAAGUUUGUAAAUGUUUAGAGGUUAUGUGUUUUGUGUGAUCAUCCGAACAAAUAUCAAUUACUUCCAUAAACAGCGUUGACCAAUUUGUCUUUGUAAUGGAGAGAUACUAUGUUUCCUGUAAGGACUUGAAGGGCGCACUGGGUCGAGAUGGGCAAGUUGCUGUCGAAAAUUUUUGGUAAUAAGGAGAUGAGAAUACUCAUGUUGGGGCUAGAUGCAGCUGGCAAAACAACAAUUUUGUACAAAUUGAAAUUAGGUCAAUCCGUAACAACGAUACCAACUGUAGGGUUUAAUGUAGAAACAGUUACGUAUAAGAAUGUUAAAUUUAAUGUUUGGGAUGUGGGAGGACAGGACAAGAUCCGACCACUGUGGCGACACUAUUAUACAGGGACACAGGGCCUCAUCUUUGUUGUGGACUGCGCAGACAGGGAUCGUAUCGACGAGGCUAGACAAGAGCUUCACAGGAUAAUCAACGACCGAGAGAUGAGGGACGCUAUCAUACUUAUUUUUGCCAACAAGCAGGACCUGCCUGAUGCAAUGAAGCCUCAUGAGAUCCAGGAGAAAUUGGGGCUGACGCGGAUACGUGACCGCAAUUGGUACGUCCAACCAUCAUGUGCGACGACGGGCGAUGGCCUAUAUGAGGGACUGACAUGGCUCACAUCCAAUCACAAGUUAUGAAGCUGCCAGCGAUUGCUCGCCACCGAAUGGAUGCAAUCCCAAGAGACACGAAUGUUGUAAUACAGUGCAUUCUGGUGGCAAGCUUGUGAAGUGAAGUUGUGCGCAACAGGAUUACAAGUUCGUUAAGGGAUUGGGAACAUUUUGGGACAUCUGUAUUUUCCUGUUGGAUAUUGACACUCUGUUAUAUCUGUUGUAAAAUUCUUUUUAAAGUUCGUACAGAUUUGUAGUAAUAAAUUUGCAGAGGAGUAUUGAGAAAGAGCCAAACAAGAAUCAAAAAGAGAUGAAACUUGAAAACAUUAGCAUGAGUAAGAGUGGACACAAGGUUUUCGUAAGUAUAAGAGACAGGUGAAGUUGCUUUCUAUUGUUUUUUCAUAAUAAGGCAGUUAGAUAAGCUAGACAGUGACCAAAAUGCGUAGUGCACCCAGGACGGAAGUUACUUGCAGGUGCCGUAGUUAAUUUAACAAUGCCUUAAUUUUAUUUUAUUAUUCUUUCUUGUUUGGUCUGAUACGUACAAAUGCUUGCAAUAAAACCUAAAAGUCAUCCCCUUCUAAUCUGUGGGAAGAAUUGUUGUCAGCUAAUUAUCUUCUUAUCCCUGAUCUGCAUAAGAAAUUUGUUCAGUUCAGUUCUUAGCCACAUCACAGUUAUCUGUGCGUCAGAAUUGCAAUUUCAGUUGUGGCUAGCCCGGGUUGCUUCUCCCGCCACGGUAUAAUAAUAUUGGAAAUCAAAUUAAUACACAGAGUAAUGUAGUUAUUUAAACAUUUGUGCGAGUCCAUAAUAUUUUAAAUUAUGGAAGCAUACACUUGUUUUCUUCACCCCUUGCACAGAUUAUGUUAUUUAUGUUUAAACAUUCUGUCAUUCCUCACUUUGUCUUGAUACAGUUUAAAAUAUAAUUUUGGUUUAGUUUAAGGCAGUAAGGAACAGGGGUGCAAAAAUUGUGAAAGGAAAAGUAUUAGAAACAUUAGAAAAAUGUGAGUUAUGAUCAGGAAAGAACUACAUUUUUCUAAUGCUUUACAAUAGUUAGUUUCCAACUAAUUGGGCUUGUCAUAUCAAGUCCUGCUUAUGAUUUGGAACAAGUCGUCGUGUUUCUAUGUGCCACAUUGCCUCAAGAUGACUUCAGAUUGAAUGUAACUGCAUAAAAUCAGACGCAGGAAGUCGGCAUGCAGCACUGUUAGUUCCGUUUUACAGCUACACCGAAUAUAAUUAUACUGUGUUUAAAACAUCUUUUGAGAGUACAUUAUUGUCGGAUACUUACACUGAUCGUUACCUCGCUGUUAGAAAGUUACUAGAUUUUGUUUUGAACAUAUGAUGGGAACUGAAUUGGUCUUGUUGAAUGCUCAGGAUUUCUGUGGUGUGAAGUAACCCCUUUUAAGGUAUGACAUACCUCAGAUCUUUUUAGGCAAAGAAUGUCAAUAUGUUCAGUGAAAUGCGUGUGUUAAUAUGGUAGUAUGGCCAUUAGUUGUCACCUGAUUUGAGGUUUGAUAUCUCAUCUUUUGAAGAUCAAACACUCUCUGCGAGAUGUGAGAAUAGGUCAUAUGUGGCCUGAUCCAUGAAGAUGGUAAUGAUAUGGGUUCAUAGCCAAGCUGUACCUAAGUGAUCAAGAGGUUGUUAUCGGCUGUUUGGGUGACGAUUCUGAUAAUAUUAGGAACAGGGCAAUAUGUAGGCAUUCUUUACAUAUUUUAGAAGAAUAUCUCAUGGGGGUCAUGUCUGUCAGGCUGUUUCUCUGUUACUUAGUGCUAGUGCCUAAACUGUUGGGAAGAUUGUUUUAAAAUUCAGUAUAAUGUUUCAUUAAAUGUUAUGUGGCAUUUCCAAUUUUCAUCUAUAUUGACUUAUGAUAAAAAGUCCACUAUAUUUAAAGGCCAUAAAUGAAUAAUUGGACUGCACAUAAGCAUACUGAAAUACAGGGAAUGUAUUUGGAAUUUUUGUGCAGUAAUGUUUAAAACUGACAUGCUUGAAUUCUUUUAUAAUUUAACACAAAUAUUCAUUAUUUAUUGAAAUUAGUAAGCAUUGUUUGAUUAAAUGCUAGGGCCAGUGUAAUAACAAGGACCAAAGUUGAAAACUACUUGCUGAUAAACUGGUAUGAGAUAAUUCCAGGAAUGUGUUGUUUGAAUAUCAGUGUUUAAAUGUCGGCCCCACCUGCUGAGCUCUAAUAUUUGCAAAAGCAUGCAGAGAGAAUAAAGGCAAUAAUAUUUGUAUCAGCCAUCAUCUACAGUGACAGCUGGGGGUAGACUCGGGCACUCCUCACGAAGUAAUAUUCACAUUACAGGGGGUGCUGUGUGUUCUGACUUGCAACAAGAGAUCAGAUUGUCAGUAUUAUUAUGUGUUAUAAAUUUCAUCUUUCAUGCAGAAUGUGUAGGGAUGAGGCUGUGCUGUAAUUCAAGCAGUCUGAUACUUCUCCUUGGAGAGAUUUUGCCUCAAUCCUGCACGAUUUUCUGUCAGAUUCAUGGUGGACAGAGUGGCAUUAGAACAGGUUUCUCUCAAAAUUUCUUCAGUUUUGCCCUUCUAAUUGUCAUUCCACCAUUGAUGCAUAUGCAUCUGUCACCACCCCCUGAGGUGUACAAGAGCCCACACUUAGCAGCGCUUUAUCGCAUCUCUUAGUCUUUAAAGCUGGUGUUGUAAUCUCUGGCCUGACAAUCGACUGAUUAUAGGGUAAGGAAGUCAGGUUUACUAAAUAGGUGAUAUGUAUGGUAUUAAACAAAUAAUGUCUUCUAUGGUCCGAUAUUGAAGAAA